CUUUGACAAUGACCUUAAGUUGGCGAGCGUGUAAAGCAUAUGUUUGUGGUAUGUUUUGGUAAACAAAAAGCCAUGCUGCCUUUGUUUACAUUUUGUUUAAUCCCACUUGACGUAAAAUAUCGAAAUCAAUUACGUGAACUUGACACAUUUGCUGGAAAACGCAUGUGCGCCUAAACUAGGGCACAGGAUGACAUUGGCCCAGUUUACACUCGCAAGGGGUAUGUUUUAGCGAGGCACACUUUAAGGGUGCAUUUGCAAUUGAAACGCGAAGGCUGAACUAAUUUCUACCUAAUCUUAGAAGGCUGUGAAACAAAACACCGAGGAUGGGCACGGUGAAGGGAUUUAAAGUGACCGAUUCCGAAAGAAAGACCCGCGUCGGCAUCGCCGCGAAAAGUCUCGAGGAUCUCAAAAAGAAGACCGUGGACAAAUUUAAGCUGUCCGAACAGAAGAUCACGUUCCAAACGGCGGACGGUACAGUAAUCGACGGCGACGAUUACUUCGAAACGUUGCAGGCGCAAUCUCUGCUGAUUUGGGUCAAGGAGGGCGAACGAGCGGAGACCGACGCCGAAAUUCUCUACAAGGCGAUCCGCGAAGUGAACGACGAGUACCUAAGCGCCGGCGAGAAGGUGCAGGAGUUCUUCACCGAGAAAAUGAAGAAUAAAGUGUUCAAGUUGGCGGAGGUGCUAAAGGGAAUCGACACGAAUAAAACCCUCCGUUCCACUAGAGAGGAUCAUCCCGAGUGGUUCGAAGGCUUAGACACUCGAUCAAAAACAAAAGAGGAAUAUAUGUUUAGGAGAGCGCAAGACAGAGUAAGAACGUAUUACUACAAAACGAAAGAGGAAUUACGGAAAAACGCCAAUUUACCGCCCGAACGAUUACAUACGUUGCUCCUCGACCUACAUGACGGUCUUAAAUUUGUCAAAUUCUUCGGCAACUACUUCGAUAGAUCGUGCGCGAUCGGAGACCGUAAAUGUAAGAGUUUGUGCGACGAAACCGGCAAAUUCCUCUGCGAGGGAAGGUGGGAUAAGGGCGCAUGUUUAUAUAAGCCGAUGCACAGUAUUAAUCCUUAUACGAGUAGAGAGGCACGGAUAAUUUUUCAAACUUGGAACCUCGAUCAUAUCAUCGAGCGGAGCAGGUCCGUCAUACCUGCGAUCGUUUACGCAUUGUCUUCUCAGGAUUCUUCCAUUAACGGUACGAAAAAGGGACAACUCGACACUAAGAAAAUAUUUAACGAUCUGUUUAGCGUUAACAAUUUAAAAUUUGUUCAUAUUAUUUGUCACGACAAAGGCGCUCACGUCGGUAUGACGGCGGGACCGUACUUAAUGUAAAUUCUAUAGACUGGUAGAUUUAAAUAAUUUUUUAUUACACCAAACGGGGGGUUUGUCGACAAUAUUAAUCAAGUUCCUUGAUGACUUAAUGAUAGGUAUUAAGUACCUUUUUAUAAUCACUCGCAAAUGAAAACAUUUAUUUGUAUAUGUUUGUGAUAUCUAGGAAAUUAGCGUUCAUUUUACAAGUAUCUGUUUUUAAAUUAUUUAUUUAUAAAUUGUUUUAUAUAUUAGUGCUAGUGGUUUAAUUUUAAUGUAAAUUUGUAUUUGUGUUUCGCCCCACUAUUCAUUUAUUGUAACCCCCUUAUACAAUGUUUAAUUUAAAACAAAAUGACUGACUAAUGAAAUUCUAUGAGCUUAUACAAUUUUUAGCGACACAAUUGAAUAUGUUAUAUUUGUACCGAUAUGUUAACUAACACAAAAAUGUACCGAAUUGUAUAUACGUAGUGCUAGUUUUUAGCGUUUGUGUUUCAUGAGAAAUGAUUCGAUCUAUGCGACUUCGCUGUUUUUAGCAUAUGUAAACUCAUUACUUACGAAAUACUUGAACUGUUAUCGUUUAAAACGGUGCCUAAGCAAUGUUUGUUGAAUAGUGUUAUACAUUGUUACGAUAUGUGUAUAAGAAACGGACUGCGGGAAACAAGAGAUGUAAUAUUUUGCUCAAGUUUGUAUUCAACAUUAAAACAUAUCCAGAAAUUCAAAAAGAUUUUUAUACUGUAUAAGUCUAAGAGUGUUAAAGCAUUAAUCUGCUUUUAAUCGUAUCGCAAUUGUAAACCCAACUUCCCAGUUAGUGUCUCGGAACGCAAAGUGCAAGUUGCGCUAAAUUACCUCAUUACCCGCUUAGGUACCCUUUUAACUAAGAUGUAUGUACUCAAUGCAUGGUGCUUCGAUGUAACUUAUAUAAACAAUCAUGUAAGAAGCAAUUAUUAUAAGCGAUAUAAUAUUAAUGUUGUACAAUUCAUAAGUCUGACUCGUGUUGAUGCUGUUCACUUGACGAUAGAUUAGCUUUAAUGUGAUAGAAGAUAAACAUAUAUAAGAAUAGAUAUAUUUUUAUCAUGUAUUUUAUCAUAUCAUGUAAUCAAAUAUAUAUAUACUGUGAGGCUUCCAUGCUUAUCACUUAAUAUUGUGAUCUGUAGCUAAAACUUGUGUAGCGAACUGCCAUUUUAUUAAAUGUAAUAGCUUUAAUGAGUUUCUGUAUAACAAUGAAUCUUUGAAAAUAUAUAUACACAAACAAUA
This is a messenger RNA of Photinus pyralis (common eastern firefly), 2558 nucleotides long. Its product is annotated as DNA fragmentation factor subunit beta-like. Gene Ontology annotation, molecular function: DNA endonuclease activity. Gene Ontology annotation, cellular component: nucleus; cytoplasm. Bases 324 to 1328 code for a protein of 334 amino acids. The transcript has 4 exons. Gene Ontology annotation, biological process: apoptotic process; apoptotic DNA fragmentation. The record is from RefSeq and is a predicted model, not a curated record. Lineage: Eukaryota; Metazoa; Arthropoda; Insecta; Coleoptera; Lampyridae.